AUGUCAGUAAUUGUCAGUCAUCUUGAAGCAACUUUUCAUUCCCUCUCCCUCUUAUCAAGCCCAACCACAAAGAGACCUACUGUUUGUCGUUGUUCUUUUACUUAUUUGUCUAGGAUUUCUGGUAUUUUCAGCUAUGUUCCGAAUCCCGUGUUGGUCAUAAUAGAUGUUCAACCAAAGGAGUUGGGAAUACCCACCAAAGCUUACUAUGCUGUUGAAGAGGUUAAAGAGAAUGCUACGCAGAAAAGCCAGAAGGUUUUUGUUCAUGUUCCGUCGGAAAUUGCUGCUCAUGAAGUGGAGGAAAUUGGAGUGGAGCACUUGCUGAGAGAUGUGAAGGAUACAACCAUCAGCACACUUGCAACUGAGGUCACUGGAAAACUUGCAGCUCUAAAGGGUUUGGAUGCACGUCUACUAGAGAUACGUAGUUACCUUGAUCUUGUUAUUGAUGGAAAACUCCCAUUAAAUCAUGAAAUUCUUUAUCAUUUACAGGAUGUAUUCAACCUUCUUCCAAAUCUCAAUGUGACUGAGUUAAUCAAGGCUUUUGCAGUGAAAACAAAUGACAUGAUGCUUGUCAUAUAUCUUUCAUCCCUGAUCCGAGGUGUCAUCGCGCUUCACAAUUUGAUCAAUAAUAAGAUGCUUAACAAAGAACACGAGAAAGCCGAGGAUGCAAAGCCGGCAACAGUACCACCCAUUGGUGGAAGCUAAACGAGGGUUUUAUCACUAAUUAGGUUUUCAGCCAUGGUAAAAUUCAAGCUUUGGGGGAGAGUGAACCCGAGAUAAGCUAUUUCGACAACUCUCAUUGAGAAUUUCCAGAAUGCAAUCGCAGAGAACAGGGCUUCAAACGUUGGAUUCAUGAUUCCUUUCGACUUGUAAUAUGUUGGUGAACUUUACAUUGCUUAGCACUUGUACCAUUUUCUACUUGUCAAACAUUAUAGCAAUUCAUAUUCGUUUUAUUCGACAUUCUGGGUUCCUUCCAAUUGAUGCGUUGGGUUCAAUUUGGAUUCUUUACCCUAGACAACUGUGUGUGGAUUGAUGACCUUCUUUAACAUGC
Messenger RNA from Ilex paraguariensis (yerba mate), 1048 nucleotides. NCBI's taxonomy places the organism in Eukaryota, Viridiplantae, Streptophyta, Magnoliopsida, Aquifoliales, Aquifoliaceae. The record is from the annotation of a GenBank genome assembly.